AUGAAAAUAGAAAAUUUCAAAUGCUCUGCAUCUUGGAUUCAGCGUUUCCGACAGCGGUACAACAUUGUUUUUAGAAAGAUCUCAGGUGAUUCAUUUGCAGUUAAUACUGAAAUAUAUUCUAAUUGGCUGGCUAAGGUUUGGCCAUCCCUUCGAGCAGGUUACUGUGAUAAUGAAAUUUAUAAUGCCGAUGAAGCCGCACAACCAUCAUUGGAUUUGAAAUUUAUUAAACUUGUAUUUUUGCCCGCCAAUACAACUAUUGUACUUCAACCGAUGGACCAGGGCGUUAUAAGGAACAUUAAAAAUCAUUGCCGGAAUCAGUUGGUACUCAAAAUGAUUGAGGAUAUUGAGAAUCAAGUAGAAUCAAAAAUAACUGUUUUGGAUGCUAUAAUAAUGCUGAACAAAGCUUGGUGUAAUGUAACAUCGACGGGGAUUGCUAAUUGCUUUCAUCAUACAGGUUUUUGUGACGUUACUACACAGCUACAAACAGACAACGGAUUGAUUAAUGACAUCGAUGAGGACUUACGUCCAGAUUGA
Molecule: messenger RNA, 534 nt
Organism: Sipha flava (yellow sugarcane aphid)
Lineage: Eukaryota; Metazoa; Arthropoda; Insecta; Hemiptera; Aphididae
Product: tigger transposable element-derived protein 4-like
Exons: 2
Coding region: 1-534 (177 amino acids)
Cellular component (GO): nucleus
Molecular function (GO): DNA binding
Source: RefSeq, a predicted model, not a curated record